This is a messenger RNA of Pollicipes pollicipes, 14363 nucleotides long. RefSeq names its product dynein heavy chain, cytoplasmic-like. Gene Ontology annotation, molecular function: ATP binding; dynein intermediate chain binding; ATP hydrolysis activity. Gene Ontology annotation, biological process: microtubule-based movement. Gene Ontology annotation, cellular component: axonemal dynein complex. The record is from RefSeq and is a predicted model, not a curated record. NCBI's taxonomy places the organism in Eukaryota, Metazoa, Arthropoda, Thecostraca, Pollicipedomorpha, Pollicipedidae.
AGCCUCCGCUGGCCUGCUUGAGGGUGUGGUGCGACAGUUCCGCUGUAAUUUGCUAAGAAUUUGCCGCCUGUAUCUGGCGCUGCAGUCACGAUGUCGGAGGCGGCCGACGACAGCCGCGGCGAGCUGGCGGCCGAGGAGGCCGUGGCGCUGGCCGACGCCGGCCUCGUCGCCGACCACCUGCGGCGCGCCGUCGGCGUCAUGCUGGAGGAGGCGCCGACGCUACCGCACUCGUUGGAGCUCGCCCUCGAGGACAGGCUCAACCAGGAGUGCAUCAAGAAGUUCAUCGGCGAUCCGCAGACGCGCUCGCUGCUAAUCGAGCGCGUCUCCAACAAGGACGCCGACGAGGAGUCGGAGAGCCAGGAGGAGGACGACCGCGAUCUGGUGCAGUACCUCAUCUCCAACCAGGUCCACUUCACCAGCGCCAAGAUGAACAGCCUGGUGCUGAUCAAGCGUGGCGCCGUGCUCGAGGCCGAGAAGCCGCUCACCACCCAGCUGUUGAUGACGACGCUGAACGAGGGAUCGCCUUACGAGACGCUGCAUACGCUCAUCAGCAGCGCCGUCUCGCCCUUCUUCAAGUCCUACGUCAAGGAGUCGGGCAAGGGCGACCGGGACGGCGACAAGAUGGCGCCGACAGUGGAGAAAAAGAUCGCCGAGCUGGAAAUGGGCCUGCUGCACCUGCAGCAGAACAUCGACAUCCCGGAGAUCACGCUGCAGGUCCACCCGGUGGUGGCGCAGGUGAUCAAGAAAUGCGCGGACGAGGGCCGGAAGCCGCAGGUGGCCGACUUCGGCGAGAAGCUCGACGACUCCAGCUUCUUCAACCAGCUGCAGAAUGGGGUCAAUCGCUGGAUCCGCGAAAUACAAAAGGUGACGCGGCUGGACCGCGACCCCGCCUCGGGCACCGCCCUCCAGGAGAUCAGCUUCUGGCUCAAUCUGGAGCGCGCGCUGCUGCGCAUCCAGGAGAAGCGCGACAGCCUGGAGGUGGCGCUCACGCUGGACAUCCUGCGUCACGGCAAGCGGUUCCACGCCACCAUCAGCUUCGACGCCGACACCGGUCUGAAGCAGGCGCUGGCGACGGUCAACGACUACAACCCGCUGAUGAAGGACUUCCCGCUGAACGAGCUGCUGGCCUCCACGGAGCUGGACCGGCUGCGCACCGCGCUGCGCAACGUCUUCCACCACCUACGCAAGAUCCGCAACACCAAGUACCCGUUGGUGCGCGCCUUGCGGCUGGUCGAGGCUAUCUCGCGCGAUCUCAUGCACCAGCUGCUCAAGAUCCUGGGAACGCGGCGCAUGAUGCAGGCCAGCUUCGAGGACUUCGAGAAGGUGAUGACGCAGUGUUUCGAGGUGUUCACCUGCUGGGACGACGAGUACGACAAGCUGCAGGGUCUGCUCCGCGACAUCAUGAAGAAGAAGCAAGAACACAUGAAGAUGACGUGGCGCGUGCAGCCGGCGCACAAGCGGCUGCAGGCGCGCAUGGAUCAGAUGCGCAAGUUCCGUCGCCAGCACGAGCAGCUGCGCACGGUGAUCGUGCGCGUGCUUCGGCCGACCGUGCAGCGGCCGGCCGAUGAGCCAGGCCUGGCGGGCGGCACGGCGCCGCCGCCGCCGACGCCGGCCACGCCGCAGCCGCUCUCGCUGGACGCUGCCGACGCCAACGCCAUCGAGGAGGUGCAGCUGGCGUACGAGCAGGUGAAGGACGUGGACUCGCUCGACAUCGGGAAGGAGGGCAGCGACGCCUGGGAGGCGGCGCUGCGCCGCUACGACGAGCGCAUUGACCGCGUCGAGGCGCGCAUCACAGCUCGCCUCCGGGACCAGCUCGGCACCGCCAAGAACGCCAACGAGAUGUUCCGCAUCUUCUCGCGCUUCAACGCGCUGUUCGUGCGGCCGCACAUCCGCGGCGCCAUCCGCGAGUACCAGACGCAGCUGAUCACGCGUGUGAAGGAGGACAUCGAGUCGUUGCACGAGAAGUUCAAGGUGCAGUAUCCGCAGAGCAAGGCAUGCCGCAUGAGCCAGGUGCGCGAUAUACCGCCCGUCUCCGGGUCCAUCCUCUGGGCCAAGCAGAUCGACCGCCAGCUCGGCACCUACAUGAAACGCGUCGAGGAUGUGCUUGGCAAGGGCUGGGAGAACCACGUCGAGGGUCAGAAGCUGAAGGGCGACAGCGACAGCUUCCGGCUGAAGCUGAACACGACCGAGAUCUUCGACGACUGGGCCAAGAAGGUGCAGGCGCGCAACCUGGGCGUGUCGGGCCGGAUCUUCACCAUCGAGUCCCAGCGCAGCCGCUCCGGCAAGGGCAACCUGCUCAAGCUCAAGGUCAACUUCCUGCCCGAGAUCAUCACGCUCAGCAAGGAGGUGCGCAACCUCAAGUGCCUGGGCUUCCGUGUGCCGCUCGCCAUCGUAAACAAGGCGCACACGGCCAACCAGCUGUACCCGUUCGCCAUCUCGCUGAUCGAGAGCGUGCGCACGUACGAGCGCACCCUGGAGAAGAUGGAGGAUCGCCCCAGCGUGCAGCUGCUGGUGGCCGGGCUGCGGCGCGACUCUCAGGGCCUGAUCGCCGAGGGCACCCAGCUGGUCUGGGAGUCCUACAAGCUGGACCCCUACGUGCAGCGCUUCGCCGACGCCACAUUCAACUUCCAGGAAAUGGUGGACGACCUGCUGAUCAUUCAAGACCAGAUCGACAUGGACAUCAGGCUGCUCGAGUCGUGCCCGUACUCGCACGCCACGUUCGCGGAGAUCCUGAACAAGAUCCAGAAGGCCAUCGACGACCUGAGCCUGCACCAGUACAGCAACCUAGGCACCUGGGUCAGCCGGCUGGACGAGGCUAUCGAGCAGCGACUGGCCAAUAGGCUCCAGGCCGGCAUCCAGGCGUGGACUGCGGCCCUGCUCGGCAGGAAAGAAGACGUCGACACCAGUAUGGACACGGAGCCCGUGGUGCCCGUCAGCAAGCCGGGCGGCGAGCCGGCGAUCAGCGAGAUCGUCCACGAGCUGCGCAUCACCUACAACAACCUGCACCUGCACCCGGCCGUGCAGGAGGCGCGGAGUCAGAUUCUGCAGCAGCUGUUCGCCUGGCAGAACAUCAUCAUCACGCUGAGCCGGAUCCAGUCCAGCCGGUACCAGGUCGGCGUCACCAAGAGCGACGCGCCCACCAGCUACAAAGGCCUGCUGAAGAAGAUGCCGGACUUUAAGUCCGUCACAUCGGCCGCAUACGAGGCCAUGGAGAACAUCUACAGACAGAUCAACAGCUACGUCGGCGAGUGGCUGUCCUACCAGAAGCUGUGGGACCUCAACAGCGAUCUGAUCUUCAACCAUCUGGGAGACGACGUCAGCUUGUGGAUGGCCUGCGCCGAGGAGAUGAAGAAGCGCCGCGCCACGUUCGACACGUCUGAGACGCGGCGCGCCUUCGGCCCCGUCAUCAUCGACUACGGCAAGGUGCAGUCCAAGGUGUCGCUCAAGUACGACGCCAUCCACAAGGACGUGCUCAGCAAGUUCGGUUCGCUGCUCGGCAACCAGAUGACGAAGUUCCACGCCACCGUCUCCAAGUCUCGCAACGACAUGGAGCUGCAGAGCAUCGACGCGGCCAGCACCUCCGACGCCGUCACUUUCAUCACCUACGUCCAGUCGCUGAAGCGGCAGAUGAAGCAGUGGGAGAAGGAGGUGGAGCUGUACAAGGACGGCCAGUGCAUCCUGGAGCGGCACCGAUUCCAGUUCCCGCAGAAUUGGCUGCACGUGGAUAACAUCGAGGGCGAGUGGGGCGCCUUCAACGAGAUCAUCAAGCGCAAGGACUCGAGCAUCCAGGCACAGGUGGCCAGCCUCCAGAUGAAGAUCGUGGCCGAGGACAAGGUGGUGGAGGCGCGCACCAACGACUACCUCAACGAGUGGGAGAAGCAGAAGCCGGUCGAGGGCCACCUCCGUCCGGGGGAGGCACUGCAGCAGCUGCAGCUCUCGGAGGCGCGCCUGCAGCGGCUCAAGGAGGAGCGUGACAACGUGAGCCGGGCCAAGGAGGCGCUGGAGCUGGGAGACGCCGUCGCCUCGGCCGCCGACGACCGGCUGGCCGUCGCCUUCGAGGAGCUGCACGAUCUGAAGGGCGUUUGGUCCGAGCUGAGCAAGAUCUGGGAGCAGCUGGACGAGAUCAAGGAGAAGCCCUGGCUGAGCGUGCAGCCGCGCAAGCUGCGCCAGCAGCUGGACGCGCUGCUGACGCAGCUGAAGGAGCUGCCGACCCGGCUGCGCCAGUACUCGUCCUAUGAGUACGUCAAGAAGGUGCUCCAGGGAUACGCCAAGGUGAACAUGCUGAUCGUGGAGCUGAAGUCGGACGCGCUAAAGGAGCGGCACUGGAAGCAGCUGCAGCGACAGCUCCGCGUGCGCUGGGUGCUGAGCGAACUGACGCUGGCUCAGGUCUGGGACGUGGACCUACAGAAGAACGAGCACAUCGUCAAGGACGUGAUUCUGGUGGCGCAGGGCGAGAUGGCGCUCGAGGAGUUCCUCAAACAGGUGCGUGACUGCUGGCAAACGUAUCAGCUGGAGUUGAUCAACUACCAGAACAAGUGCAAGCUGAUCCGCGGCUGGGACGACCUCUUCACCAAGGUCAAAGAGCACAUCAACUCGCUGGCAGCCAUGAAGCUAUCGCCCUACUACAAGGUGUUUGAGGAGGACGCCGUGGCCUGGGAGGAGAAGCUGAACCGCGUGGAUGCCACGUUCGACGUCUGGAUCGUGGUGCAGCGGCGCUGGGUCUACCUGGAGGGCAUCUUCUCCGGCAGCUCCGACAUCAAGACCCUGCUCCCUGUCGAGACGUCGCGCUUUGCCAGCAUCAGUACCGAGUUCCUGACGCUGAUGAAGAAGGUGACCAAGUCGCCGAUGGUGCUGGACGUGCUCAACAUCCAGGGCGUGAUGCGCUCGCUGGAGCGACUGGCCGACCUGCUCGGCAAGAUCCAGAAGGCGCUCGGAGAGUACCUGGAGCGCGAGCGCUCCAGCUUCCCCCGCUUCUACUUCGUCGGCGACGAGGACCUGCUGGAGAUCAUCGGCAACAGCAAGAACAUCCCGCGCCUACAGAAACACUUCAAGAAGAUGUUCGCCGGCAUCGCGGCCAUCCUGCUUAACGAGGAGAACACCGAGAUCCGCGGCGUGGCCUCGCGCGAGGGCGAAGAGGUGAUCUUCGAGAAGCCGAUCGUGAUUGCCGAGCACCCCAAGAUCAACGAGUGGCUGAGCGCCGUGGAGCGCACUAUGAUGAGCACGCUGGCGGCCGGGCUGGCGCGCUCCAUCAUCACGCUGCGCGAGUGGAUGGCGGGCCCGCGAGCCACCGCCGACUUCAUGACCUGGUGCGACGGCUAUCAGGCGCAGCUGGUGCUGCUGGCCGUGCAGACCUGGUGGACGGAGGAGGUGGAGACGGCGCUGGCCGGCCAGCCGGCCACCCAGCUGCCAGACGUGCUGCAGCGCGUGGAGGACAUGCUGGGCAUGCUGGCCGACUCGGUGCUGCAGGACCAGCCGCCGCUGCGCCGCGUCAAGCUCGAGCACCUCAUCAACGAGUUCGUCCACAAGCGCACCGUCCUUCGCGCCCUCGUCAACAAUAAGGUGGAUUCGCCCAAGGCGUUCGACUGGCUGCGCUGCAUGCGCUUCUACUGGGACUCGAAGCAGGCGGACCCGCUGCGCCAGCUGAGCAUCCACAUGGCGAAUGCGCGCUUCCCGUACGGCUUCGAGUACCUGGGCGUGCAGGAGCGGCUCGUGCAGACGCCGCUGACGGACCGCUGCUACCUGACGAUGGCGCAGGCCCUGCAGGCCAAGCUGGGCGGCUCGCCAUUCGGCCCGGCUGGCACCGGCAAGACGGAGUCGGUGAAGGCGCUCGGUAACCAGCUGGGCAAGUUCGUGCUCGUCUUCAACUGCGACGAGACGUUUGACGUGCAGGCCAUGGGUCGUAUUCUGCUCGGCCUGUGUCAGGUUGGCGCCUGGGGCUGCUUCGACGAAUUCAACCGUCUGGAGGAGCGCAUGCUGUCGGCCGUGUCACAGCAGAUCCAGACCAUCCAGGAGGCGCUCAAGGCGCAGGAGGAGUCCAAGGACAAGGCGGUGCAGUCGAUCGAGCUGGUGGGCCGGCAGACGACCGUCAGUCCGCAGAUUGCCAUCUUCAUCACCAUGAACCCCGGAUACGCGGCGCGCUCCAACCUGCCCGACAACCUGAAGAAGCUGUUCCGCUCGCUGGCCAUGACGCGACCCAACAUGCAGCUGAUCGCCGAAGUCACGCUCUUCUCACAGGGCUAUCGCACGGCCGAGCGGCUCGCCAACAAGAUCGUGCCGUUCUUCAGGCUCUGCGACGAGCAGCUCUCCAGUCAGAAGCAUUACGACUUCAGCCUGCGCGCGCUCAAGUCGGUACUGGGCAGCGCUGGCAUUGUCAAGCGCGAUCGCAUCACGCACAUCAAGAAGCUGUUGACGGCGCAGAACCAGCCCGUGGACGAGGCUAACAUCGCCGAGAACCUGCCCGAGCAGGAGAUCCUGAUCCAGUCUCUGUGCGAGACGAUGGUGCCGAAGCUGGUGGCGGAGGACAUCCCGCUGCUGUUCUCGCUGCUGUCGGACGUGUUUCCGGGCGUGGAGUACCAGCGGGCCGACAUGGACGAGCUCAAGAAGCACAUCCGCCAGGUGUGCGGCCAGGAGUACCUGUCGUACGGCGAGGGGGAGGAGGCCGGCGCCGGCUGGGUGGAGAAGGCCUACGCCGGCGAGACCUGGCUGGACAAGGUGCUGCAGCUGUAUCAGAUCACCCAGCUGCACCACGGCCUGAUGAUGGUGGGCCCCAGUGGCAGCGGCAAGUCCUCCGCCUGGCGGGUCCUGCUCAAGGCCCUGGAGCUGCUCGAAGGGGUGGAGGGCGUGGCGCACGUGAUCGACCCCAAGGCCAUCUCCAAAGAGGCGCUGUACGGCGUGCUGGACCCGAACACCCGCGAGUGGAACGAUGGCCUCUUCACCCACACGCUGAGGCGAAUCAUCGACAACGUGCGCGGCGAGAUGGACAAGCGCCAGUGGAUUAUCUUCGACGGCGACGUGGAUCCCGAGUGGGUGGAGAACCUCAACUCGGUGCUGGACAACACGCGCCUGCUGACGCUGCCGAACGGCGAGCGACUCUCCAUUCCGCCGAACGUGCGCGUCAUGUUCGAGGUGCAGGACCUGAAGUACGCCACGCCGGCCACCGUGUCGCGCUGCGGCAUGGUCUGGUUCUCUGAGGACGUGCUCACCACUGAGAUGAUCUUCGAGAACUACCUGAGCCGGCUGCGGCGCGUGCCGCUGGAGGAGGGCGAAGAGGAGCGGCGCGCGGCUGCCGCCGGCGCCGCCGACGCCGUCAGCCCCACGCUGCAGCUGCAGCGCGAGGUGGCUACACUGCUGCAGGCACACCUCGCCUCGGACGGCCUGGUGGUCAAGUGCCUCGAGUUCGCGCGCACGCUCGACCACGUAAUGGACUUCACGCGGCUGCGCGCGCUCUCUUCGCUCUUCUCCAUGCUGAACCAGGCCUGCCGCAACCUGCUGCAGUACAACGCGCAGCACUCCGACUUUCCGCUGACGCCCGACCAGCUGGAGGCGUACGUGCCGCGCGCGCUGGUGCACGCGCUCAUCUGGAGCUUCGCCGGCGAUGGCAAGCUCAAGACGCGCGACCAGCUUGGCGAAUUCAUCCGCGGCAGCACGACCAUCGCGCUGCCGCCGACGGCCGGCAGCAUCGUGGAUUACGAGAUCACCCUCCAGGGCGACUGGGUGCCGUGGUCGCAGCGCGUGCCGCAGAUCGAAGUGGAGACUCACAUGGUGGCGGCGCCGGACCUGGUCAUCCCCACCGUCGACACGGUCCGACACGAGGCCCUGCUCUACACCUGGCUGGCCGAGCACAAGCCGCUGGUGCUGUGCGGCCCGCCCGGGUCCGGUAAGACGAUGACGCUGUUCUCGGCGCUGCGUUCGCUGCCCGACCUGGAGGUGGUCGGCCUCAACUUCUCGUCGGCCACCACCCCUGAGCUGCUGCUCAAGACGUUCGACCACUACUGCGAGUACCGCAAGACGCCCAACGGCGUGGUGCUGGCGCCCGUGCUGCUGGGCAAGUGGCUGGUGGUGUUCUGCGACGAGAUCAACCUGCCCGACAUGGACCAGUACGGCACGCAGCGCGUCAUCAGCUUCAUGCGCCAGAUGGUGGAGCACGGCGGCUUCUACCGCACCACUGACCAGACCUGGAUCCGGCUCGAGCGCAUACAGUUCGUGGGCGCGUGUAACCCGCCGACGGACCCCGGCCGCAAGCCGCUCUCGCACCGUCUGCUGCGUCACAUGCCCGUCGUCUACGUCGACUACCCGGGCGAGACGUCCCUCAAACAGAUUUACGGCACGUUCAACCGGGCGAUGCUGCGCAUGCAGCCGGCGCUGAAGACGUACGCCGAGCCGCUGACGUCGGCGAUGGUGGAGUUCUAUCUGGGCUCGCAGCAGCGCUUCACGCAGGACAUGCAGCCGCACUACGUGUACUCGCCGCGCGAGCUCACCCGCUGGGUGCGCGGUAUCUGCGAGGCCAUCCGACCAAUGGAGGCCGCCUCGGUGGAGGACCUGGUGCGGCUGUGGGCGCACGAGGCUCUGCGCCUCUUCCAGGACCGGCUCGUGUACGAUGAGGAGCGCACCUGGACCAAUGAGCACGUGGACCAGGUGGCGCUGCGACACUUCCCCAACAUCGACAAGGAGACGGCCCUGCGCCGGCCCAUCCUCUACUCCAACUGGCUGCACAAGGAUUACGUGCCCGUCGACCAGGAGGAGCUGCGCGAGUACGUCAAGGCUCGGCUCAAGGUGUUCUACGAGGAGGAGCUGGACGUUCCGCUGGUGCUGUUCAACGAGGUGCUGGACCACGUGCUGCGCAUCGACCGGAUCUACCGCCAGCCGCAGGGCCACCUGCUGCUGAUCGGCGUCAGCGGUGCCGGCAAGACCACCCUCUCGCGCUUCGUCGCCUGGAUGAACGGGCUCUCUGUAUUCCAGAUCAAGGUGCACAACAAGUACACGGGCGAGGACUUCGACGAGGACCUGCGCACCGUGCUGCGGCGCUCUGGCUGCCGCGGCGAGAAGGUCUGCUUCAUCCUGGACGAGUCGAACAUGCUCGACUCCAGCUUCCUCGAGCGCAUGAACACGCUGCUGGCCAACGGAGAGGUGCCCGGUCUCUUCGAAGGUGACGAGGCGUCGGCGCUCAUGACCCAGUGUAAGGAGGGCAGUCAGCGAGACGGCCUCAUGCUCGACUCCAACGAGGAGCUGUACAAGUGGUUCACCAGCCAGGUGAUGCGCAACCUGCACGUGGUGUUCACGAUGAACCCCAGCUCGGAGGGGCUCAAAGACCGGGCUGCCACCUCGCCCGCGCUCUUCAACCGCUGCGUGCUCAACUGGUUCGGCGACUGGAGCAACGGCGCCUUCUUCCAGGUGGGCCGCGAGUUCACCAACCGGGUGGACCUGGAUCGAAUGAACUGGUCGCCGCCCGACUACUUCCCGGUGGCGUACGACGAGUUGCCGCACCCGCCCACCCACCGCGACGCCAUCGUCAACGCCUUCGUGCACGUGCACCAGUCGCUGCACCGCGCCAACCAGCGGCUGGCCAAGCGCGGCCAGCGCACCACCGCCAUCACGCCCCGGCACUACCUGGACUUCAUCAACCACUUCGUGAAGCUGUACAACGAGAAGCGGGCCGACCUGGAGGAGCAGCAGCUGCACCUGAACGUCGGCCUGAACAAGAUCGCCGAGACGGUGGAGCAGGUGGAAGAGAUGCAGAAGUCGCUGGCCGUGAAGUCUCAGGAGCUGCAGCAGAAGAACGAGGCGGCUAAUCAGAAGCUGCGCCAGAUGGUGCUGGACCAGCAGGAGGCCGAGCGUCAGAAAGUGCACUCGCAGGAGGUGCAGGCGCAGCUGGAGCAGCAGACGCGCGAGAUCGCCGUCAAGCGCGAGGAUGUGGUGGCCGAGCUGGCCGGAGUGGAGCCGGCCGUCAUCGAGGCGCAGAAUGCCGUCAAGUCCAUCAAGAAGCAGAAUCUGGUGGAACUGCGUUCGAUGAGUCUGCCGCCGGCGCUGGUCCGCCUGGCGCUCGAGUCGAUCUGCCUGUUCCUCGGCGAGGAGACCUCCGACUGGAAGACCAUCCGCAGUGUGCUGAUGAAGGACAGCUUCAUCCCCAGCAUCGUGAACUACUCGACCGAGAGCAUCAGUGACAGCAUUCGGGAGAAGAUGAGGAAGCGCUACCUCUCCAACCCCGACUACAACUUCGCCAAGAUCAACAACGCCUCGUCGGCCUGCGGGCCCAUGGUGAAGUGGGCCAUCGCACAGAUCAACUACGCCGACAUGCUGAAGCGGGUUGACCCGCUGCGCAACGAGCUCAAGUCGCUGGAGUCGCAGGCGGACGAGAAUAAACACAAGGCCGAGGAGAUCACCAAGGUGAUCGACAAGCUGGAGCGCUCGAUCGCCAGCUACAAGGAGGAGUACGCCGUGCUGAUUGCGCAGGCGCAGGCGAUCAAGACUGACCUGGCCAGCGUGCAGGCCAAGGUGGACCGUUCGAUGGCGCUGCUCAAGUCGCUGAGCAUCGAGCGGGAGCGGUGGCUGGCCACCAGCGAGACGUUCCGCUCCCAGAUGCUCACCAUCAUCGGCGACGUGCUGCUGUCGGCCGCCUUCCUGGCGUACGCCGGCUACUUUGACCAGCAGCUGCGCCAGAGCCUGUUCUCCAACUGGUGCGCGCACCUGCAGCAGGCGGCCGUGGCGUACCGGCCCGACCUCGCCCGCACCGAGUACCUCAGCAACCCGGACGAGCGGCUGCGCUGGCAGGCCAACUCGCUGCCCUCCGACGACCUGUGCACCGAGAACGCCAUCAUGCUGGAGCGUUUCAACCGGUACCCGCUUAUCAUCGACCCGUCGGGCCAAGCUACCGAGUUCAUCAUGAAGGAGUUCGCCGGCAAGAAGAUCACCAAGACCAGCUUCCUGGACGACAGCUUCAGAAAGAAUCUGGAGAGCGCGCUGCGCUUCGGCAACCCGCUGCUGGUGCAGGACGUGGAGAACUAUGACCCGAUCCUGAACCCGGUGCUGAACCGCGAGCUGCGCCGCACCGGCGGCCGCGUGCUCGUCACGCUCGGCGACCAGGACAUCGACUUGUCGCCCACCUUCACCAUCUUCCUGUCGACCCGCGACCCGACGGUGGAGUUCCCGGCCGACAUCUGCUCGCGCGUCACGUUCGUCAACUUCACCGUCACGCGGAGCAGCCUGCAGUCGCAGUGUCUGAACCAGGUGCUGAAGGCGGAGCGUCCCGACAUCGACGAGAAACGUGCCGACCUGCUCAAGCUGCAGGGCGAGUUCCACCUGCGUCUGCGCCACCUGGAGAAGUCGCUGCUGCAGGCGCUCAACGACGCCAAGGGCAAGAUCCUGGACGAUGACAGCGUCAUCACCACUUUGGAGACUCUGAAGAAGGAGGCGGCCGAGAUCACCAGCAAGGUGGAGGAGACGGACAAGGUCAUCGCGGAGAUCGAGACGGUGUCGCAGCAGUACCUGCCGCUAGCACAGGCUUGCAGCAGCAUCUACUUCAUGCUGGAGUCGCUGCACCAGAUCCACUUCUUGUACCAGUUUUCGCUGCAGUUCUUCCUAGACGUCUUCAACUGCGUGCUGACCAAGAACCCGGGCCUGCAAGGCAAGACGGACCCGAACGAGCGCCUGGCCAUCAUCACCCAGGCGCUGUUCUCGAUGUGUUACAGCCGGGUAGCGCGCGGCAUGGCACACCACCACCGCCUGACGCUGGCGCUGCUGCUGGCGCGCAUCAGUCUGCGCGGCGCCGCCGGAAACGGCGACCUAGAGGACGAGUUCGACUUCCUCAUCCGCGGCAAGGAGGGCAUCGUGACGCAGCGGCCGUCCGACGUCGCCGGACUGAGCGACGAACAGGCCGAGAACAUGGUCCGCCUGGCGCAGAGACUGCCGGCGUUUGCCAAGGUGGCGAGCCACGUCAGCAGCCCGCCGUUCCACGAGUGGCUGCAGUCGGUGGCGCCGGAGAUGAGCGUCCCCACCGUCUGGAGCGAGGAGCGCGUCACCACGCCCGCCGCCGUCGCCAUGCACCGGCUCCUGCUGGUUCAGACGUUCCGGCCGGACCGCCUGCUGGCGGCCGGCCACCAGCUGGUGGACGCCGUGUUCGGCGAGCGCUUCAUGCCGGACGCCGAGCGCGAGCUGGACCUGGCCAACAUCGUGGAGACGGAGGUGCGGCCCAGCGCGCCGGUGCUGCUCUGCUCGGUGUCCGGCUACGACGCGUCCGGCCGUGUGGACGACCUGGCCGCUGAGCUGGGCCGUGCCGUCACCAGCAUCGCCAUCGGAUCGGCCGAGGGCUUCAGCCAGGCCGAAAAGGCCAUCAACUCGGCGGUCAAGACGGGACGGUGGGUGAUGCUCAAGAACGUCCACCUGGCCGCCUCCUGGCUGGUCCAGCUGGAGAAGAAGCUGCACACAUUGCAGCCCAACGCCAAUUUCAGGCUGUUCCUGACGAUGGAGAUCAGCCCCAAGAUACCAGUGAACCUGCUGAGAGCCGGCCGCAUCCUGGUGUUCGAGCCACCGCCUGGCAUUCGCGCCAACCUGCUGCGUACCUUCAGCUCGGUGCCGGCGGCCCGCAUGAUGAAGCCGCCCUCGGAGCGGGCCCGCAUCUAUUUCCUGCUGGCGUGGUUCCACGCCGUGGUGCAAGAGCGACUGCGGUACGCGCCGCUCGGCUGGUCCAAGGGCUACGAGUUCAACGAGUCGGACCUGCGCGUGGCGUGCGACACGCUCGACACGUGGAUCGAGGCCACGGCUAUGGGCCGCACCAACCUGCCGCCGGAGAAGGUGCCGUGGCUGGCGCUGCGCACGCUGCUCUCGCAGUGCAUCUACGGCGGCAAGAUCGACAACGACUUCGACCAGCGGCUGCUCUCGUCGUUCCUGGACAAGCUGUUCACGCCGUCCAGCUUCGACGGCGACUUCGCGCUGGUGGCAGGCGCCGGCGCCGACGGCACGGACAUCAGCAUGCCCGAGGGCAUCCGGCGCGACCAGUUCCUGCAGUGGGUGGAGCAGCUGUCGGACAGGCAGACGCCCGCCUGGCUCGGCCUGCCCAACAACGCCGAGAAGCUGCUGCUGACCACGCGCGGUACGGACAUGGUGUCGUCGCUGCUGCGGAUGCAGCUGUUGGAGGACGACGGCGAGGUGGCGUACGUGGAUGAGCGUGAGGCCGAGAAGCACCAGGCGGACGCGCGGCCCGCCUGGAUGCGGGUGCUGCACAACAGCGGCCGCACCUGGAGCCAGCUGCUGCCCGCCCAGCUGCAGACCCUGCGCCGCACGGUGGAGAACAUCCGGGACCCGCUGUACCGCUACUUCGAGCGCGAGGUUAACAUCGGCUCCCGCCUGCUGGCCGGCGUGCAGAGCGACAUCGCCGACAUCAUCGCCAUCUGCGAGGGCACCAAGAAACAGACUAACUACCACCGCACGAUGGUGGCCGAGCUGGUGCGGGGCGUCAUCCCGGCCAGCUGGCGCCAGUACAAGGUGCCCGCCACCACCACCGUCAUCCAGUGGAUCACUGACUUCGCGCAGCGCGUCCAGCAGCUGCAGGCCGUCAGCAGCAGCGUGGCGCAGGCCGGCGCGAACGGGCUCAAGACGCAGCAGAUCUGGCUGGGCGGCCUCUUCAACCCGGAGGCGUACGUGACGGCCACACGCCAGUGUGUGGCGCAGGCCAACAGCUGGUCGCUGGAGGAGCUGGAACUGCGCGUGACGGUGACGGAGGCGGCGGCGCCGGUGCCGGCCGGCAGCAUGUCUCUGCGCGGCGUCAAGCUGCAGGGGGCGCUGUGCCGCGACAAUCAGCUGCAGCUGACCACCACCAUUCAGACGGAGCUGCCGCAGCUGCAGCUGACCUGGACACGCGGCGAGGGCCGGCUGCCGGGCGCGCGCUACAUCACGCUGCCCGUCUACCUGAACGCCACGCGCUCGGAGCUGCUCUUCACCGUCGCCAUGCAGGUGGCCGGCCAGCAGUCGGAACAUAGCUUCUACGAGCGCGGAGUGGCACUGGUGGCGUCGACCAACCUCAACUAGGGGACGACGACGGAUGCUCCGCCGGCCGCAGCGAGGGGACGGCGACAGGGCCUCCGUCGGUCGCAGCAGGAGGACGGCGACGGAUGCUCCGCCGGCCGCAGCGAGGGGACGGCGACAGGGCCUCCGCCGGCCGCAGCGAGGGGACGGCGACAGGGCCUCCGCCGGCCGCAGCGAGGGGACGGCGACAGGGCCUCCGCCGGCCGCAGCGAGGGGACGGCGACAGGGCCUCCGCCGGUCGCAGCGGGAGGACGGCGACGGAUGCUCCGCCGGUCGCAGCGAGAGGACGGCGACAGGGCCUCCGCCGGCCGCAGCGGGAGGACGGCGACGGAUGCUCUGCCGGCCGC